This is a messenger RNA of Aphis gossypii (cotton aphid), 2134 nucleotides long. RefSeq names its product serine/threonine-protein phosphatase 2A 65 kDa regulatory subunit A alpha isoform-like. The record is from RefSeq and is a predicted model, not a curated record. Gene Ontology annotation, molecular function: protein phosphatase regulator activity. The transcript has 9 exons. Gene Ontology annotation, biological process: protein dephosphorylation. Lineage: Eukaryota; Metazoa; Arthropoda; Insecta; Hemiptera; Aphididae. Gene Ontology annotation, cellular component: protein phosphatase type 2A complex; cytoplasm. Bases 236 to 1423 code for a protein of 395 amino acids.
CUACAAUUGGUAUUUUAAUUCGACAUUAAUUGUACCGUGGUUAAACAAAUACCUACCUAGUUAAUUAAUUAACCUGGUCACUUCGAUCGUCAAUAAAUAAUAUUCGUUAUAAACUUAUAAAACAUCGACAUUUGAUAUAGUCGAGUGGGUACCUAUCGUCAAUAGUAAAAAAUAAAAAUAGCUCGUUCCAAUAUUUGUCUACAAAAGACUGUGGUUAUUGUCGUUAUUGGUUAGUAUGGCUGAACGAAUUGAACAAGGAAUAUCCGAAACCUACCGCGGCGAUAACCAUUUGGAAUUACACGAUGAUCAUUUGCAAAGUCGCUCAUUUAUCGAAACUACCGUUAAUUGUGAUCGCCUUGUGAAUCGUUUGGAAUCAAUGAAUUUCUUACGGGAUGUCGCUUUAAAACUUGGCGUUGAAAAUACUCGUAAACACUUGGUACCAUACCUCACUCAUCUUAUAAUUGCUGAAAAAUUAUCGGAAUUGAAAAAUUUAGCAGAAGUUCUAGGUGAAUUUGAAAAUUAUGUGGGAGGACCAAAAUAUGCUCACAUUUUGUUGCUACCUCUAGAAGAGUUAGCUGGUGCCAAAGUUAAUGAUGUUAGAAUGGCUGCCAUCAAAUCAUUGCAAACAUUGGCUGAUAUUAUGGAAGUAAUUGAUCUAGAGAACUUUUUCAUACCUUUUAUUGCUAGUUUAACAAUGAAUGAUGAAAGUGCUAAACGUAUGUCUGUUAGUCAUCUUUUCACUACAGUUUAUAUGCGUGUCAGUCCAAAAUAUCAAAGUGACUUAAUUGACUAUCAUUGUUUCUUAAGUUUGGACUCGUCACCUGCUGUUCGUCAAAAUGCAGCUAAUAAUUUGGUUGAUUUCAGUGAAGUUGUUCAUAUGUCAAUUUUUGACAGUAAAUUAACUCCACGUUUGGAACAAUUCAGUUUUGAUCAAAAUGAGCAUGUUAGAAUUUUGGCUUUAUCAACAGCAAUAACAAUUUCAAAAAAAUUUGAUGUUUCCUACACUAAAGAAAUAAUUCUUCCUAUUGUGUUGAAUUCAAUAAAUGACCCUUCAUGUGGAGUACGUUCAAUACUCAUCAAAAAUAUUGCAAAGAAUUUGAUAGAAUUGCCAGAAGAUCGAUUAAUAUGCAGUUUGAAAGCAUUUAUUAUAAAUAGUUCAUGGAAAAUGCGAAACACUGGUGCAAUUUAUUUAUAUAUAUUGGCAAUUCAAAAAGGUCUCAAAUUUUUUGAAGAUUAUUUAGAACAGUCAUUUUUAAUAUUAUUAACUGACCCGAGUAAAUAUUAUUUAUUUCUAUUUUUUAAAAAUUGUAUCGAUUAUUUCUGUAUAACAAGACUUGAAUAUUUGUAUAAGACUAAGAUAGUUUCAUAUUAUAACAUUUAUAACUCAUAUAAUGAUUUGAGUAAAAUAUUUAAUAUUUUUUAGAAUCAACUGUUCAGCAAACCGCCAUGGAUGUGUUUAAACAAUUAGUAACAGAAUUUGGAAUGGAUUGGGCUCAAACAUAUAUAGUUCCAUACCUAAUAAAACUAUCUUACUCAAGAAAUACCUAUAACAAGAUGGCGUUUUUAUCAUUUGCUAAAGUAUGUGCAAUAAUAAUGUGUAUACAAUUUAGAAUACUUAACAUUAAUAUGAAAGAGAAUGCAGUGGAAUAAUGAUUUGUUGGAUACUUAAUAAGCCAAUGUUCUAUGAAUAGAUGUUAACUAUUAUAUAUUCCUUUGAUCUCAAAAAACUGACUUAUAUGAUGGAUUCCUAAUAGUAAAGUUACAAAAAUCUUGAAUUACUUAAAUUAUUAGAAUUUUUUUGAAAUCUGUGACCAAUUGAUGUUAAACGAGCUAUUUCCUCAUGUUGUGUACUAUCAGUCUGAUGAAAAUCCAAAUGUUCGUUAUGCUUUAGUCAAAACAUUAAAUGUGAUGAUUACAUCAAUUGCAGAUAAGGAUGAUAUAUUAAAUGAUAAAAUCAAAACUAUAUUAAAAAUAUUAAUCACAGACACAAGCAAUUAUAUUAGUGGACUGGCGAUGGAUGUCUGGGAUAAACACUUUAGUACUCGGUGAUAUUAUACAAAACUAUCAUCAUUUUCAAAAUAGUAUCCUCAAACAUUAUUUUCACUGCAAUUUUUUUCUUUUUAAGUUAUUAAAU